GAGUCAGAGACCGAGCAACACAGUACACGCACUCUCACACGUCGCAACACGCACCCAAACCCUAAGUGGCCCAAAUUGCUCGAAGCCCACGUACCAAAUUUCCCCCUUCCACUUUCCUUUGGAACCUUCACCAAUCGCGACCCCCGCGUGGCCAUGGCGACGAACGUGCGGUGGCUUCAUCUCCUUCCUCUUAUUCCCCCUCGUCACCACCACCACCUCCUCCUCCUCCGCCGCCGCCCUCCGCCGCCGCUCGCCGUGCGCGCCUUCCGCCGUAGCGACGUCGACGGCUUCGUGCGGCGCGUCGCCUCCGGGGAGGCGCUCCGCGACGCGUGGCGCCGCGCGAACGACGGAUUCGAGCUUCUCGCCUUCGAGGCGCGCGUCGCCGCGCAGCGCCUCGACCGCCGCUUCGCCCUCUCCCGCCGAUUCGACUCCGCCGCGCGCGCCGCCGCCGCCCGCGCCCGGGAGGUCGACGCCGAGCUCGGCAUCGGCCGCCGGUGGCGAUCCUUCUCCGUCGAUUUCUCUCGCAAUUGGCCUAGGUACCGGAAAGAGCUGAAUGAUUUUGCGGAAACGCCAUUGGGGAGAGGUUUAGUUACAAUCUUUUUCCUCUGGUUUGCACUAUCUGGGUGGCUUUUUAGGUUCUUCAUAUUGGCUACAUGGGUGCUGCCGUUUGCUGCACCUCUUCUUAUCGGGACAUUUGCCAACAAUUUUGCUAUCGAGGGAACGUGUCCAGCUUGUAAAAGGCGGUUUGUGGGUUACCGCAACCAGGUGAUUCGAUGCAUGAGCUGCCAAAACAUUGUUUGGCAACCGAAGGACAGCUCCAGAGGAAGUGGCGGUGGUUCCUCUGGAAACUCAUCCCCAGACAUUAUCGACAUUGAGAUCGAGGAGAAAUGAGUCGAUUUCUUAAAUCAAUGGGAAAUUUCCUCGUACAGCUACUCUGCUAAAAUUCUCGCCAUGUAUAUUCUUCCGAGCAGUUUAGUCUCACUGUGUUGUUCUUUGUGUUCCUGUUUGUAUAUGAGAGUUUAUAGAGUUUUCGAUCUAGAAACAGUAAACACAGUAGACAGAUAUACUUUUUUUGGUUUACUUAGAUCUGUUGUGUAUGAUAGAUGCGUGCAUAAUUCCGACUUUCCCAAAUUUACAAAUGAUGAGUUUUUUUUUUUUUGGCU
Molecule: messenger RNA, 1163 nt
Organism: Ananas comosus (pineapple)
Lineage: Eukaryota; Viridiplantae; Streptophyta; Magnoliopsida; Poales; Bromeliaceae
Exons: 4
Coding region: 154-891 (245 amino acids)
Cellular component (GO): chloroplast
Source: RefSeq, a predicted model, not a curated record